Messenger RNA from Ambispora gerdemannii, 3360 nucleotides. NCBI's taxonomy places the organism in Eukaryota, Fungi, Glomeromycota, Glomeromycetes, Archaeosporales, Ambisporaceae. The record is from the annotation of a GenBank genome assembly.
AUGGCACCUCCACCGUUAUUAGAGCAUAGCAAUGAAAAUACUACGACAAACGAAAUGUCAGAAAUUAUCGAAACAUACACGAGAGACAAAGACAACCAACCAGAAAAUCCGGAUCAGAAAAAUACAAAGAAUGACAAUACCAGCAUUGCUAUUAAUGAAAAUAAUGAUGAUUUGUCGAAUUCUAGUUUCAAUUAUAGCAGUGCCAUUAAAAGUCCUAGACAAUUUCGCGCAUUGUCUCGAUUAACACUAACAUUAACAGUUCGAAACUGGAAAAGCAAUUUCUGUUGUAUAUUCUUAACACCAUUAAUAAUGUUGAUACUCAUGCACUUUAUAAUCAACGCAACUGAUCCUCUAAUAAACGAAGGUUAUGAUGACGAUUCAUCAGUAACAUAUUGUUCAAGCAGCGACAAUUUCAUGAACAGAACUCAUGGUAAUGUCCAAGAUUUGCUCGGCCACUUUGGAGAAGUUAAACAAAAAAUCGAAACUGAAGACGUUGUUAGACCUCUUACUUUGGCGAAUUCAGCUUAUUUUUAUUCUGGAUAUCUCAAUUAUAGCAAUUAUAGCGAUUAUUUUACAAGUUGCUCAAAUUUAUUUACGGGAAAUCAGGAUAAUUAUACGGCAAAUCCGACGCCAUAUUUCAUUAAUCUUGGAAAUCUUGAAAGUUCGCAACAACAUGAUACAACUUAUUUACCAAAACCAAUCAACGGCUGGUGGAAUUACCCGUUUACCACGAGGUACACAAAGUUUCGUCUCAUGUAUAAUUCCACGCCACAAACCUUUCCAUAUGGAUACGUAGUAGCAGAAAAUGGAAUCAGUGCUAUACCUGCGGCUUCUAAUGAUUCUACAGCAAAGACUAUAAAUUUUAUUCAAUUGGCGAGAGACAACUUGGCCAGUUGUUAUCAAAAUCAAGUUUCCGCGGCGACAUAUGACUUAUUUAGUUGCCUAGAUAGUUACAUAAGUCGAAAAGAUCAAGGUCCUUUCCUAAACCUUAUCCCACAUAAAUAUUUCAAUCUUCCGAUCAAUGCUAAAAGUUUAUUAUUAAACAAUGUAACUAAUAUUCGAUUCGAUACUGGAAUAUUCAUACCGUCUACAAAGUUAUCCGUAAAUAAAGAUUUAGUUUCGGCUUUUAAUACAACUUUUUCAUCUCUUAAAAUGCUUUACAAUACUAGAAAUUUUUACUUGGAGACCACCACCAACACCACCUCGAUCCUAGAUAUCAAUCCGCUACCUCAUGGCGCCAUAUUAUUUGAUAAACUUGAUCAGCAGAACGCAACGAUUUCGUAUACACUUCAAUAUGGAAGUUUUCCGAUGUUAGCAUUGCUGACAACGUAUUUGCGUUCUCCUCACGACAGUGAUUAUAUGAUAAUGGUUACUGAUACCUAUCGAGAAAUUUUGGACAUUAACACCUUUACUUCAAUAAUGCAUCUAUUGGAGUAUUACCCAAGUGCCGGAUUUAGACGUCUAAUUGCUUCAAGUCAAAUAACAAAUGCUUUAUCACAGGGAAAAGUAGAAAUAGUUGCUAAAUUACAGGCCAUGCCUAGAAAAUUUAAUAUGAAAGAAUUAAAAAACGAUUCGACUGCAUUAAUUGGUUGGGGAUUUUAUCCAUUCGCGAUAUCUUUCUUGAUGUCAAUCUUUGUGAUGGUUCUAGUUCGUGAAAAAGAAGAUCACGUAUUUAUAAUUAUGAAAAUGAGCGGUCUAAACACGUUCAUACACACUUUAAGUCAUUAUCUAGAAUUCAGUAUUAUGCAAACUAUUUCUUGUCUAGUAUUUUACAUCACUGGUUUAGCAUUUCAGUAUACGCUCUUUACUCGUACCGACCCCUGGAUUCUUCUUCUCUACUUUGGUAUCUGGAUAAAUGUUCAAGUGGCCAUGGGAUUCUUGUUUAGUGUCUUUUUUUCGAAAACUCGACGCGCUCUAGCUUUUAUAUUUGGCACUAAACCUACACCACGUACUUGGUAUAUUCAUCCAUCUUUCGCAUUCUACGAAGGCUUUCUUCACCUAACAAAUCGUGCAACAUUAAAAGAUGGUCUUCGACCAUACGAUCUGGGACAUCUUGACGCAACCGAUGAAUUGUCAAUUAUUAUGAAAUUUCUUGUUUUCGAGUGGAUAUUCAUGAUGUUGUUGACUUUCUAUUUCCAAGCUGUUCUACCAUCAGAAUACGGAGUCCCAAAACAUUACUUGUUUUUCGUCAAAGGUCCAUAUAGAUGGAUAAAAAAUCGCUUUUCUUCUUCACCUACUACACAACUGUAUCACGAGAAAUCGUUAGGUGUCAGCUCAACGGAUGAAAAGAUGGAUCUCGACGUUAAAGAAGAACAACAACGAAUUCUAAACGGGGAAAUUAAUCCAAUGAACCGUAAUCUCGUGGUUAAAGAACUUGUGAAAACAUAUCCUGGUGGGAAAGUUGUUGUCAACAAUUUAUCUUUUUCUGCAGAAAAAAAUAUGGUUUUCGGAUUACUCGGACCUAAUGGUGCUGGAAAAUCCUCUGCUAUUCAUGUAAUGACCGGAUUGUAUCCUCCGACUGCAGGUACGGUCUAUGUUGCUGGACAUAAUAUUCGCACCGAUAUGGAUAAAGUGUACACAAGUAUUGGUAUCUGCCCACAACAUGAUCUCUUGUGGCGUGACUUGACAAUCGAAGAACAUUUGUUAUUUUAUACACGACUUCGAGGCAUUGAUCCCAAAAUGGAAAAAGAGAUAGUCGAGCACGCGUUAGCGCAGGUGGAACUGGCAGGAGCGAAGACUCGCCUCGCAAAGAAUUUAAGUGGUGGAGAAAAACGACGUCUUUCUAUUGCGAUUGCAUUGGCAGGAGAUAGCAAAGUGUUGUUUCUUGAUGAGCCAACCACAGGUCUCGAUCCCGACGUUCGUCGCACCAUUUGGGAAAUUAUUUUGAAAGCUAAAAAAGACAAAACUAUUAUUUUAACGACGCAUUCGAUGGAAGAAGCAGACGCAUUAUGUGACAAAAUAGGAAUCGUCGCAGCUGGUCAAUUGCGUUGUCUUGGUGCGCCAUUAUACCUAAAAAACACGCACGGCUCUGGAUUCCAAUUGUUGAUAAACUCAAUACCAACACAUUUAGAUUUCGUAUGUCAACAAAUCGAAGCAUACCUCCCAGCACCAUGCACCCAACUUGACAAAUUUAGCACGUCUGUAACGUAUCAGUUUAACGCUACGCGUGGAGUUGUAUCGAAAUUGUUUAAGGUUUUGGAAGAAAAACGUCACUAUUGGGGGAUCAUUGAUUAUUCUAUUGGUCAGAGUACUUUGGAGGAUGUGUUUUUAAGGGUUUUGAAGAAAGCUGGUGACCCUGAACAAGUUUCACAUGAUUCACGUAAACGAAAACCUUUUUUUAAAAAAGCUCUAAGCAUGUGA